GGGUGGGGCGAGGGCUUUGGGCGCAGCCCCAGGGCCCCGGGCGGGAGGUCGCUUGGGUCGGGUGUCGCCUGAGAACCGGAUGAGGCGGCGACCGUGAGGCCGAGCCGGGAGCGGGCGUCGCGCCGAGGCCCGGGCGGACGGGGAGCAACGGCCGUGGACGCCGCGGGGCCGCGUCGUUGAAGGCAGGGGCGGGUGGGGAGCGCGGGGCGCUCGGGCCGGGGCCACCGGCGCCAUGGGCAACCGCGGGAUGGAAGAACUGAUCCCGCUGGUCAACAAGCUGCAGGAUGCCUUCAGCUCCAUCGGCCAGAGCUGCCACCUGGACCUGCCGCAGAUUGCCGUGGUGGGCGGCCAGAGCGCCGGCAAGAGCUCAGUGCUCGAGAACUUCGUGGGCCGGGACUUCCUUCCCCGAGGUUCAGGAAUCGUCACUCGGCGGCCUCUCAUUCUGCAGCUCAUCUUCUCAAAAACAGAAUAUGCUGAGUUUUUACACUGCAAGUCCAAAAAGUUUACAGACUUUGAAGAAGUCCGACAGGAGAUCGAAGCGGAGACCGACAGGGUCACGGGGACCAAUAAAGGCAUCUCCCCAGUGCCCAUCAACUUGCGGGUCUACUCACCACACGUGUUGAACCUGACCCUCAUCGACCUGCCGGGCAUCACCAAGGUGCCCGUGGGGGACCAGCCCCCAGACAUCGAGUACCAGAUCAAGGACAUGAUCCUGCAGUUCAUCAGCCGGGAGAGCAGCCUCAUCCUCGCCGUCACCCCCGCCAACAUGGACCUGGCCAACUCGGACGCCCUCAAGCUGGCCAAGGAGGUCGACCCUCAAGGCCUGCGGACCAUUGGCGUCAUCACCAAGCUUGACCUGAUGGACGAAGGCACUGAUGCCAGGGAUGUCCUGGAGAACAAGCUGCUCCCCUUGAGAAGAGGCUACAUUGGUGUGGUGAACCGCAGCCAGAAGGACAUCGAGGGCAAGAAGGACAUUCGUGCAGCUCUGGCGGCUGAGAGGAAAUUCUUCCUCUCCCACCCCGCCUACCGGCACAUGGCUGACCGCAUGGGCACCCCACACCUGCAGAAGACUCUGAAUCAGCAACUGACCAAUCACAUCCGGGAGUCGCUGCCAGCCUUGCGCAGCAAGCUGCAGAGCCAGCUGCUGUCCUUGGAGAAGGAGGUGGAGGAGUAUAAGAACUUCCGACCUGACGAUCCCACUCGCAAGACCAAAGCUCUGCUGCAGAUGGUCCAGCAAUUUGGGGUGGACUUUGAGAAGAGGAUCGAGGGUUCUGGAGACCAAGUGGACACGCUAGAGCUCUCCGGGGGCGCCCGAAUCAAUCGCAUCUUCCAUGAGCGGUUUCCCUUUGAGCUGGUGAAGAUGGAGUUUGAUGAGAAGGACUUAAGACGGGAGAUCAGCUAUGCCAUUAAGAACAUCCAUGGAGUCAGGACCGGGCUCUUCACCCCGGACUUGGCAUUCGAGGCCAUUGUGAAAAAGCAGGUCGUCAAGCUGAAAGAGCCCUGUCUGAAAUGUGUCGACCUGGUUAUCCAGGAGCUAAUCAAUACAGUUAGGCAGUGUACCAGUAAGCUCAGCUCCUACCCCCGGCUGCGAGAGGAGACGGAACGAAUCGUCACCACUUACAUCCGGGAACGGGAGGGGAGAACCAAGGACCAGAUUCUUCUUCUGAUCGACAUCGAGCAGUCCUACAUCAACACGAACCACGAGGACUUCAUUGGAUUUGCCAAUGCCCAGCAGAGAAGCACACAGCUGAACAAGAAGAGAGCCAUCCCCAACCAGGGGGAGAUCUUGGUGAUCCGCCGGGGCUGGCUGACCAUCAACAACAUCAGCCUGAUGAAGGGCGGCUCCAAGGAAUACUGGUUUGUGCUGACAGCCGAGUCACUGUCCUGGUACAAGGAUGAGGAGGAGAAAGAGAAGAAGUACAUGCUGCCUCUGGACAACCUCAAAAUCCGUGAUGUGGAAAAGGGCUUCAUGUCCAACAAGCAUGUCUUCGCCAUCUUCAACACAGAGCAGAGGAACGUCUACAAGGACCUGCGGCAGAUCGAGCUGGCCUGUGACUCCCAGGAGGACGUGGACAGCUGGAAGGCCUCAUUCCUCCGAGCCGGGGUCUACCCUGAGAAGGACCAGGCAGAGAAUGAGGAUGGAGCCCAGGAGAACACCUUCUCCAUGGACCCGCAGCUAGAGCGCCAGGUGGAGACCAUUCGAAACCUGGUGGACUCAUACGUGGCCAUCAUCAACAAGUCCAUCCGUGAUCUCAUGCCAAAGACCAUCAUGCACCUCAUGAUCAAUAACACGAAGGCCUUCAUCCACCAUGAGCUGCUGGCCUACCUGUACUCGUCAGCCGACCAGAGCAGCCUCAUGGAGGAGUCAGCUGACCAGGCCCAGCGGCGGGACGACAUGCUGCGCAUGUACCAUGCGCUCAAGGAGGCACUCAACAUCAUUGGGGACAUCAGCACCAGCACCGUGUCCACGCCGGUGCCCCCGCCCGUUGAUGACACCUGGCUCCAGAGCACCAGCAGCCACAGCCCCACUCCGCAACGCCGGCCUGUGUCCAGCGUGCACCCCCCAGGCCGGCCCCCAGCAGUGAGGGGCCCCACCCCGGGGCCCCCCCUGAUUCCUGUGCCGGUGGGAGCAGCAGCCUCCUUCUCCGCGCCCCCCAUCCCAUCCCGGCCUGGACCCCAUCCUGGCGUGUUUGCCAACAAUGACCCCUUCUCGGCCCCGCCUCAGAUCCCAUCUCGACCAGCUCGGAUUCCACCCGGCAUACCCCCCGGAGUCCCCAGGCGACCACCUCCAUCGGCUCCUGCCCGACCUUUCUUCUGAACUUCGUGGGAGACCCCUCCCGCCUGCCUGGCUGCCCCCUUGGGGGCAGGUCUGUCCCGGCUGGUGUCCCUGAGCCCCAGUCAUAAGGCUCUAUGAUUUUCUGACCAUAAUUUAUUGACUCCAGUGCUCAGGCCAGAUUGCUCUUUGUUCCAUGAGGCUCUUGUGCAGGCUUUGGCUGGGCCACCCCUCAGCCCUGUCUGGGGCCCCUGCAGGGAAAGCGGGAGGGGCGGGUGGUCUUACAGGCCCUGCUCCCUGAGUUCUGUUACCAGACCUCACACCCAGCCCGCCCCCCCGCUAGGCCAAAGGGCCAGAGCCCCUUCCUGUCAAUAAAGUGACUGUUCUGGCAAGAACACUGCAGCCACGUCUCCUUCCCGGCCUCUGGCAUGAGCAGGCCACUCCCAGCAGCAGCACAGGCCUUGGGUGGAGCCACAAGAAGGCAGGCAUGGGAUCCCACAGCAGCAAGUCCCCUCCUAUGGUCACCUGGCUUGGAGGUGCCAGCAGGGAAGGGAAAGACUUGGCUUCUUGGGCCCCGUGCUGCACCAUGGAUUGCUAGUGCAGGCUGGAAGAUUCCAGCUAAGGCACAAUUACAGGAGGAGUGAGAAGCAGGGCCAGAAAAUCCAAAGGUUGCUUUCGGAUGCUGCAGUGCCCCCCAUGCACAGUUUUCCAGGAAAACAGGUUCAGCCACUGAGCUAUCCCUCCUGGGGGGCCCUUGCCUACAAGCCAGCCUGUGUUCUUGCUGGGCCCUGGAAGGGAGGGGACCCGCAGGGGCCACACCUCAGGCCCAGACUGCACAGCUUCCCUUCCUGUAGGAAACUAAGCUGGGGAAGGGACCCCCCCAGUCUCACGCAUGCGCCUUGCUGCUCCUCCUUUCCCCUGUUCUUCCAUGGCAGGGGGCUACGUAGGCACAGGGCGCUUGUCCUGAAAGAAGCGCUUGAGAGUGCAGACUUGCAGCACGGCCACGAGUAGCAACACGGCCACAUUCACAGCUGACCAGAAGUUGACUCGCUCCAGGUUGCCCUCUUGCAGGUUGCGGUCACGUGCCUCAAAGGCCCGCAGCAGAGUCAGCAUUUGGAUGCUGCGCUCAAGCCGGGUCCUCAUGGUCUCAAUGGACUCCUGUGGCACAGAGGGAGAAGCAGGGUGAGCCUCUGUCAUGCAGAAUAGUGUGAGAAUUCGUGUUUGGGGGCAGAGAGCUGAGAGCACAGACUCAGUGGCCAGGCUGCCUGAGUCUAAAUCCUUCCACCACUCUCUGGCUGUGUGACCAUGAGCAAGUAAAUAAUCUCUCUGGGCCUCAGUUUCCUCCUCAGAAUUAAACCUCCAAGUUGCCGUGAGAAUUGAAUGCCUAAUGAAGUAUAAAGAACAUACUUACUAUGGUUAAUAAAUAGUUAGUGAAGCCAGA
Messenger RNA from Sus scrofa (pig), 4214 nucleotides. RefSeq names its product dynamin 2 (gene DNM2). Gene Ontology annotation, cellular component: synapse; plasma membrane; cytoplasm. Gene Ontology annotation, molecular function: GTPase activity; microtubule binding; GTP binding. The record is from RefSeq and is a predicted model, not a curated record. Gene Ontology annotation, biological process: synaptic vesicle budding from presynaptic endocytic zone membrane; receptor internalization. NCBI's taxonomy places the organism in Eukaryota, Metazoa, Chordata, Mammalia, Artiodactyla, Suidae.